Messenger RNA from Capsicum annuum, 438 nucleotides. RefSeq lists its product as uncharacterized. The transcript has 2 exons. Lineage: Eukaryota; Viridiplantae; Streptophyta; Magnoliopsida; Solanales; Solanaceae. Bases 1 to 438 code for a protein of 145 amino acids. The record is from RefSeq and is a predicted model, not a curated record.
AUGGCUCCAUUUGAGGCUUUAUAUGAAAGGCGAUGUAGAUUCCCCGUACGUUGGUUUGAAGUGGGUGAAGCUACUGUUAUUGGACCUAAUGCCGUGUUUGAGGCUAUGGAGAAAGUUAAACUGAUUCAGGAAAGAGUUUUGCAACGUGUUGAGAAAGCAGCUUAUGAGAUUGAAUUGCCUGCCGAGUUGUCAGCUGCCCAUCCUGUUUUUCACGUUUCUAUGUUUAAGAAGCACAUUGGUGACUCUGUUGUUGUUGAUCAUUCAGAAAGAUUUGAUGUUAAGGAUAGCCUUUCGUAUGAUGAAGUUCUGGCUGAAAUCCUAGAUUAUCAAGUUCGUAGACUAAGAAUUAAGGAAGUUCCCUUGAUCAAAGAUCUGUGGCAAAAUAAAUUUGUUGAGGGUGAUACUAGGGAAGCAGAAGUAGAUAUACGAGCUAGAUAA